AUGGCAAUGGAUUCCCAGCCUUUCAGGGGCCACAUCCCCAAUGGAGUGCCACCAAAUAGGACAUACCAAGAAGUGUAUGCCGAGAACGGCCGGUGGUACGGUACCUUUAAGAAGGGGAAGUACAUGUUUCCCAUCGACGAAUCUUCCUGGUCGCGCGCCGAGAUGCGAGUCAUAGUGCUCCCCUCCACAACCAGGAAACUCCUCGUGUACUGGACCUGGGUUGCGGGACAGGUAUCUGGGGCAUCGACAUGGCCGAUAAUUGGGCCGCGCGUAUACGCCGAGAUUUACAGGCACCUCAAACCAUAUUACGGCUACUUCGAGCAGGUCGAGAUUGACUGGAGCCCCCGUAGUGAUGACGGUUCCUUGCGCCGAGACGGCUACGUUGUGCAGUGGGCGAACGAGCUUAUGGAUGCCAUGGAUAGCUUCGGCCGCCCGAUACGCUUGGACAGCAACCUCACAAAGCAGCGACUAGCAGACGUCGGCUUCGACGAGAUCAAGGAGGAGGUAAUCCAGUUACCUCUUAAUGGUUGGCCUACCGAGGUACACAACAGAGAGCUCGGCCGCUGGUUUAACCUUGGGGUGCGACAAGCCUUUCAACCACUCAGCUUGGCACCCUUGUGUCGAGGCCAUGGUCGGACCCCCGCCCAGGUGGACGAGCUGGCUGAAAAAGCCAGGGGUGAAGUUUACAGCAACAGUGUGCGCGCAUACUGCACAUUCCCGUCCUUUGCUGAGCCUGCGGGUUACGCUCAGGUGACACCGAAAUCAACCAUUCCGGCCCCCUUUCAGCGUGCUUGGGUCGGAAGCAGGGAACCACAGUCAGGGACUUGUUCGGUUCAGCGCGAGAACGGUGCGAACGGCGACAGAUCCACGCUCAGUGCCACCGGAACUUUUCAUGUUAUCCGCCGCAUUAGAGCUGCCCAGACCCCCGCUGCUGUUGGCAAGCGCCAGGAUGCGGGUUGA
Messenger RNA from Chaetomium globosum CBS 148.51, 960 nucleotides. RefSeq lists its product as uncharacterized. The record is from RefSeq and is a predicted model, not a curated record. Bases 1 to 960 code for a protein of 319 amino acids. NCBI's taxonomy places the organism in Eukaryota, Fungi, Ascomycota, Sordariomycetes, Sordariales, Chaetomiaceae. The transcript is spliced from 7 exons.